Eupeodes corollae is the source of this 1494-nucleotide messenger RNA. RefSeq names its product peptidoglycan-recognition protein LE (gene PGRP-LE). The transcript has 7 exons. The record is from RefSeq and is a predicted model, not a curated record. The coding region runs from base 104 to 1252 and encodes 382 amino acids. NCBI's taxonomy places the organism in Eukaryota, Metazoa, Arthropoda, Insecta, Diptera, Syrphidae. Gene Ontology annotation, molecular function: zinc ion binding; N-acetylmuramoyl-L-alanine amidase activity. Gene Ontology annotation, biological process: peptidoglycan catabolic process.
AUGAUAUUUUUCAAAACAAUUUCUUUAUUUUGUUCGUAAUUUAUUUCUGAUAAAAAACACCUCGCUCUUUGUAUAACUUUGUGUUCCAAAAAUCAAAAUAACCAUGAUGAAAGUACUGACACAAGAGAAUAAUAACACAAGUGAUGAUAAGUUUGUAGAAAACAAACAAAUAGAUCAAAAACAAACUAAAUCAGAAUUGGUGAGCCAAUGGAUUAAUACAUCAAGUUUCAACGACGACGACGAUGAUGACGAAGAAUCAAUUCUCUCCGAAAGUACUGCCGUUUCCUCGUCUGUAGUUGACAGUGAUUAUGAUCUUGGUUCUUUGAAUCUAGAAGAUCCAGAAGGUUCACGAAAAAUGAGUCUAACUAGCUCUAGCAAUACAUCGAAUGUUCCCAUCCAAUCAGAAGUUCUUCAACAUAUAUUCAAUAAAGAUAGUAGCAUACAAACUGUUGGCAAUGUGCAUAUAGAGAACUCGAGCCAAGUUCAUAUCGGCAAUGUUACUUACAUCACAGGCCCUAUUCACAUAACUAAUCCUAGCCAAGGUUAUAUAGAGAAAAUAUUCAAUAGCAGUUCAAAGAAUUUUCAUUCAAAUCUUCCUACAUCGCUUCCUUCUACUACCAAUGAAUCUAAAGUUGUACACCAGGGAAAGAAAGAAAAUGAGAGAUCGGCUCAGGAGGAGGAAUCUUGUAGAGAUGAUGCUUUUCUAGACAGUAACAUUAAACGCAAGUUAGCCCAACAUGUUUUGCAUAUAGUCGAACGACGCAGAUGGCUUGCACAGAAGCCCAUGGAACCCUACCAGACACUCUCUAAACCAGCUGAAUUGGUUAUAAUUUCACAUUCCGCCACCGAAAUGGCCACAUCUAUGCCAGAUAAUAUUUUUCUUAUAAGAAACAUUCAAUCUUUUCAUAUUGAAUCUUGUCGAUGGAAUGAUAUAGCUUAUAAUUUUUUGAUUGGAAACGAUGGCAAUAUUUAUGAGGGAAGAGGAUGGGGUGUUGUUGGUGCACACGCAAAAGGAUACAAUAACAUUUCUGUGGGUAUUUCAUUUGUUGGAUGCUUUAUGCGAGAGCUUCCUUCAGCGACGAGUCUAGCAGCUUGUAAAAAAAUUAUACAAAAGGGUGUCGAGAGUGGAUAUAUUGCACCUGAUUAUCAAUUAAUUGGUCAUUGCCAAUGCAGCCCUACAGAGAGUCCUGGGAGGAAACUUUUCGAAGAAAUACAAACUUGGGAUCAUUUCAACUUAGAUUUUGAUGUUUAGGGGUAAUUUAAUUCAAAAUCAACUGAAACUAUGUAUAUUUGCAUUAUUAUUAUGAGAAAAAGUAUUAAUUAUCAUAUACAAAACAAAAUAACAAACAACUUAUUUACUUAAUUACAAUUAUUAUUAUAUUUAAUAAUAUUUAUAUAUUUUUUUAUUUAAAAUCAAUUAUAAAAACAUUUGAUACAUUUUAUUCUCACAUUCACAGAGCUUAAUAAAAAUUUUAUAUUUUAUUUAAAAAAUAA